Sesamum indicum (sesame) is the source of this 2277-nucleotide messenger RNA. RefSeq lists its product as uncharacterized. The record is from RefSeq and is a predicted model, not a curated record. NCBI's taxonomy places the organism in Eukaryota, Viridiplantae, Streptophyta, Magnoliopsida, Lamiales, Pedaliaceae.
AAUAGAGACAUACUCAUCACUUCACAAAGCACAAGCAAACACUCCUGGACUUAUAGGCUUCAAGAUUUUCUAUCUUUCUUCGACUUUUCGCUCAGGGGAAGACACCCUUUUUCCCUUUUCUCUUUCAGUCUCAGCAGUCGUAGGGACAUAAACCGACUUUUUAUAGUUUAGACUUAAGAGCAAUGAUGGAGGAAAGGCAACUUGAUAUUGGAGCUCCACUUCUAUCUAUGCGGCGAUUUUCAUCACCUUCAUACUCUUCAGAGCUACUAAAUAGUCAGGUGACCGGAAAAUUGCGAUCCAGUCGCCAGCAAUCUCCUCCAUUAAACAAAUCCGACUGGGAAUACGUGAAGGUCACAGAACAAGCUUCAGUCCCGUUUCAAUGGGAACAAAUACCUGGAAGGACUAAAAGUGAAGUGCAAAUCCAGGUUCACACUUUAGAGGAAUCUUCAAAUACACCGCGGCUUCAAUCUCCAGGAAGGGUAGCAGUUCCCUCGAGAUACAAUUCUGGGGAAAGAUCUAAUAAUCAGAAUAUCUAUAGACCCCAAAUUGAAGCAUUUCUCUUUGGAGAUCAUGCUACUCUUUUGGAGAAGCUACAUCAGAGUUUAAAUUGUAAAGAUGAAUCAGGUACACUAAGUGACGGUGAUGCUUAUUCUAUUGCACUCCAGACAGAAUCAUGGUCCUUGAACUACAGUGUAAGUGGCCUCAGUGGGUAUCAGAGUUCAGGUGUGAAACCAUCAGGGACCUUUUCUAUUGACAGACAAACAAGAGAUUUUAUGAUGGACAGAUUCUUAACAGCAGCGAAGGCCGUUGUUUUGGAGUUACCAAAACACGUUGUGAAGAAGCCUAACGAGCAACCAAAAGCGGUAAAGAAGAUGGUUUCUGAUGAAAGAAAUCGUUUACUCGGGCAUUCUGGUUCCUAUCCCUUGCAAUAUUACAUUCAGUACACGGAUAAUGUGGAAAGUGAAGAUGGAGAGCACAAGUAUACUUUUCCUGUGAAAAAAUCAGGGAAAAGUCGCCUGAUCAUCCCUCUAUUUUGUGCAAAGGAUUCUUUGUGCAUAUUAAGCACCUCGCCUGGAAUGAAAUCGAAAUUCCAUGCUCCAACAUCUUCAGCAGCUGAUGCUAGGAAACUCACGAGAAAUGCACAGAGUAGACCCUCUGACAAGAAUAAAGCUGCUGUUCUUCAUAAGAGAAAAUCGAAUUCUGGACUCAUGUCAAGGGACCUGCCGGAAAUUAAGAAUAAGCUAACAGGUAAUUCCAAUCAGCUUAUCAGUUCCCAUAUAAGGAAUGAAUCAGGUGUGUCUCCCUUCAGGCGCUACAGAAGUUGUAGCAUAUCUCCGUCCCGAAAAAAAUCUCAAAACUCUCCAUUUCUUGAUCUACGUAAGGAAUUUCCAGAUUACACUGCUAACAAGAUUGAUUCCUCACGAAAAUUAUUCGAGUUCUUGCAAGGUGCAUCCAAGAAUCAGCUAUGCGAACGAGGAUCAGGUCCAACUCCAACAGGUGAUGCCGUCGAGAAAACUGUGUACAUAGAUUGUCCAAGUAAAACAAAUCAAGACACUUCAUGCCCGAAUACAUUGGAGGAAGGAAGAAAGCUCCGUCCUAAAUCCGAAUCAACGGAUAAAGUUCGACCUUCUAAUUGCACAUCCAAGUCCGUAUAUGUUGCUAAAGAAAUGGGAGAUAUUAAACUGAAUCGUCGUCUUUAUCAAGAAUCCAGACCCCUUGAAUUCACAGCAAAGGUACCGUCUGAUACAAAAUCUGGAAUCAAAGAUGGAAAUAAUCUAGCAUCAUAUGAUCAGAAAGACACUGAUCCUGCUCCAUUGAAGCCACCUUUACCUCCACCAUUGCCAAAAUCACCUUCUGAAUCUUGGCUCUGGCGUACUGCGCCUUCCAUAUAUUCGGGGUACCCGUUUUCUAAAUCACAGAAUGGGAUCAGGAAGAAACGGGACCAGAAAGGUUAUAUCACUGACACAAAAUGGGAGAGCAUAGUGAAAACUUCUAACCUCCGGCACGAUGAUGUCCUCCAUUCAGAGGGAGCUUCACCUUGUCUUCUCAACUAUGAACAGUAAUUUAGACAAAGAGUAUCAAAAAUCUCACCCAUUAAGACACAAACAUGGAUCCAUACAUUUAUUUUCAAGAAUGUAAGUUGGGCCAAUUUAUUUUGUGAAGCCCGUGUUAUCCCACUUAUAUUUCGUUGAUUUUAAGGUUUUUGUAGCUCUAAACAACCCAACUUCGACGUUGUGUGUUAUCUGAUCUUAUUUUGAUUUCGACCCACUUUUGCAU